Messenger RNA from Lycium barbarum (goji berry), 1425 nucleotides. RefSeq names its product receptor like protein 22-like. Gene Ontology annotation, molecular function: protein binding. The coding region runs from base 1 to 1425 and encodes 474 amino acids. The record is from RefSeq and is a predicted model, not a curated record. NCBI's taxonomy places the organism in Eukaryota, Viridiplantae, Streptophyta, Magnoliopsida, Solanales, Solanaceae. The transcript has a single exon.
AUGUUGGACUUAGACCUUUCACUUAACAACAUUAAAGGACAAAUACCCAGCUGGGUUUGGAGUGUUUAUUAUCUGAAUCUUUCUUGCAAUCUCCUGGAGUCUCUAGAAAAUCCUAACGUGUCUACCACUCUUCAGUUUAUGGACUUGAAUUCCAACAUGAUCAACGACAAUCUUCCCAUCCUACCUACUUCUCUCAUCUACUUAUCACUUGGCAAUAAUAUGUUUACGGGAUCAAUACCAUCUUCCAUAUGCAAUCUAGAUCAGCUUCAAUUUCUUGAUAUGUCAAACAACUCCUUGAACAACAAAAUACCUCCAUGUCUACUCCAAAAGACUGACCUUCUCGUAGUGUUGAAAUUAGGGAGAAACAAACUAAGUGGCUUCCUUGCUGAUACAUUUGCUCUGAAUUGCAAUUUGAAAACUUUAGACGUCAGCAACAAUGACUUAGAAGGAAAAGUUCCAACAUCCUUGGAAAGAUGUGCAUUUCUGGAGGUUUUUGAUAUUGGAAACAACAAGAUUAGAGAUACAUUCCCAUGCACGUUGAAGAAAAUAUCCAGUUUGCAUGUCAUAGUCUUGAGGUUGAACAGGUUCCAUGGGAAUCUUCAGUGUCCUAUAGUUAAUAAUCAAACAUGGUCAAAGCUUCAAAUUGUGGAUCUUUCUUCCAACAAUUUUAGUGGAGAUCUGCUACCACAAUACUUCUCCAACUGGAAAGGAAUGAUCUUGAGCAGCAAUUCAAAGUGGGGGCACCAACAUUUGCAAGUUGAUUUCAUCAUGACAUUUUACAAUCAUAAUACAGUGACUUUAAAUCUCAAAGGUCAGCUAGUGGAGAUUGUGAAUAUUGUUGAAGCUUUUACAUCCAUUGAUUUCUCGUGCAACAACUUCCAAGGAGAGAUACCAGAGGUAUUGGGAGAUCUCAAAUUGCUUUACCUUCUUAACUUCUCACACAAUGCUUUGACAGGAAACAUACCAAAGGCCCUUGGAAAGUUGACUCAGCUUGAAUCCUUAGAUUUCUCAGUAAACCAGUUAAGUGGGAGAAUUCCAGACGAGCUUGCGAGUCUCACAUUCCUUUCUGUCUUGAACCUAUCUUUUAAUCAACUUUCUGGUAGGAUUCCAAGUGGCAACCAACUUCAGACAUUCUCAGCAGAUUCCUUUGAAGGGAACAUAGGGUUGUGCGAUUUUCCUUUAAAGAAAACAUGCAGUGAAACCAAAUUGACUGGAUCGUCACAACCUAACAGCCAUUCCGAACACGAUGAAAUUGACGGGAAAUAUAUAGGUUUUGCCUUGGGAUCUUCUGUGGGUUUUGGCAUCGUGAUCUGGCUGUUUUUGCAUUGCCGAAGAUACAAUGAGCUCGUUGAUAGACUUCUUUUCAGAAUUUUGGGUCAGCACCAAAAGAGUGGCCGGAAUAAAAUCCCAAGGAGGUCAAGAUAA